AUGUUUCCCAUUAGUAAUUCAGUGAAUUCAUUGCUACUUAUAAGUGUAUUUAUUAAUUUUACUAGUGGUGAAAAUGUUGAUUUGAAUAAGAAAAAUUUAAAUUGUGAGAGCUCAAAUAUUGUUGGUGUUGCGCCAGAUAGACAAAGUUUAUAUAAACCGGGUGAAGAUGGUAAAUUUCAUUGUUUAAAUGCUCCUUCAAUUGCAAUUGAUUUCAAACAAGUUAAUGAUGGUGUAUGUGAUUGUCCAGAUGGAUCAGAUGAGCCUGGUACUGGUGCAUGUGGAAAUGAGGAUCUAUUCUAUUGUGAGAAUAAAGGCUUCAUUCCAAGAUAUAUUUCCAAUAGUAAAGUUGGCGAUGGUAUUUGUGACUGUUGUGAUUGUUCUGAUGAAUUAAUGAGACUAAGAAGCUCUGGUGUAGAAUUCAACGAAUUUGAAAAUAAUUGUUCGAUUCUAAGUGAAGAAUUUGAUAAAAUGGUUGACAGUGAAUUAAAUAUUUAUUCUUUAGGUUACAAUUCUUUGAAUGAAUUGAAAAAAAAAUAUAAUAUCGAAUCUGUUGAAGAUAAAUUGAAAAAUAGUAAAAUACAAUCAGAGUCAAUUAAGGAUAAAAUGAAGGAUAUCAACAAAAAAUAUGAAAACUAUCAAAGUAUAUUAAAUGAUGAGCGAGUGAGAUAUGAAAACGAACUAAAAUUGGUAAAUCCGAUACUAUUAGAAUUUGAGAAAUUAGAUAUCAAAUAUCUACAAGACACUUUAAGUGAGAAAUUUGAAGAUAUUAAAAAAAUUAAUAAAGUAUUUAGGGAAUUGACUGGAAUCAUGGAAAAUUUGAUAGAUACAUACACAAGUUCUAUGAAUGAUAAAGUAGUUAAUGAUAACGUGAAAAAAUAUAAUAAGUUAUACUCAGAUAAAAAAUUGAAAAGAAUGUUUAGAGAUUGUAAUCCUGUCGUUGAUGAAGAUCAAAAAGGCCAGUUAUUAGACUAUUUAUCAUAUGAAUUACCAACCUUAUUUUCUAUGGGUCUCAAAUUUGAUGACUUUGAAGAAGAUUCAAGUUAUUAUAAUCAAGAGGCUAUCGAUGAUAAAAAAUUUAAAACCGUUAAAUAUAACGUAGGUAAAAUUAAUUUUGUUAGAAGUUUAUUGCUUGGUAAGUUUUCUUAUACUGGAAAGACAAUCGAGAUUAUAGAAGAAAUCAUGGCCAUAUUAGAAGAUAUCACAAAUAAUUUCAAUGUCAAUUUUCAAGAUAAAGGUGUUUUGAAUGCAAUCAGUGCUUAUAAGAAAGUUUUGGAUCAAUAUAAUGGAUUAAGCGUUACAGAGGAUGGAUCUAAAAAGGGGAUUAGUUUACCAAUUGAGUUUUCUAAUGGUGUUGAAGAAUUAUUUAAUUUUGUCACUGAAAAAGUUCCAACAUUUUUAGAAGUUGAAGAUGUGCCUGUUGAAAAUAAUGUGUUGGAGAAUAACGAAAACGAUAAUAUAUUUGGUAGGUUAAAUAAAUUUUUGGUAAAUGUUAAAAAUGAUAUAAACAAUGAAUAUUCUGUUUCAUUAUUAAAAUCGUUGAGAAGUCAAAUCAAUACACAUGAAAAUGAAUUACAAAAAUUAAAUGAAACGUUAGAAUUAAAUGAGAAUUCUUUAAAAUCUUUGAAUGAAUUUGUUGAAAAAUAUCAAACUGGUGAUGAAAAUAUUAAAAAUACGAAAGAAUUAGUAAUUCAAGAAUAUAAAGAUUUACUAAAUAAAAUGAAAUCUGACAAUGAAGAAGAUGGCAUUUUUUGUAUAAAUGAUGCAAUUAACAACUAUUUAUACAACAUAUGUUUUGAUUCUAAAAACGGGGGAAGAAUACUUCAAAAAGAAUUAAAAGGUGAUGGUAACGUUAUUUUAAUUGGUGAUCUAAAUAGUAUUAAUUUCGAUGAUAUAAGUGAUUCAGAGUCAAUAACAAACCAAAAAUACAUUGAAUAUUUGAAAACAAAAUAUUCAACUAUACAAAAAGAUGAUGAUGAUGAAGAUGAUAAUCAAUUAUAUCUUAUAGAUCACUUGGUAAAUGAAACUAGUGAAAUUGGUAAAGUCGAUUAUUUGAUUGAUGCUUUAUAUGAAAUAAACAAUGGUAUAAAAAUUGAAUUUAAUAAUGGUGAUAAAUGUUGGAAUGGACCAAAACGUUCGGCUACUGUGGUAAUCAAAUGUGAUGAAAAUUUUAAAAUAAGUAAUGUACAAGAAACUACAAAAUGUAAUUAUAUUAUUGAGAUUGUUGGUCCAUUGGGAUGUUCAUCAAAUUACCAUAGAGAUAAAUAG
Messenger RNA from Tetrapisispora phaffii CBS 4417, 2265 nucleotides. It is a transcript of the gene GTB1, whose product is annotated as Gtb1p. The transcript has a single exon. Lineage: Eukaryota; Fungi; Ascomycota; Saccharomycetes; Saccharomycetales; Saccharomycetaceae. Gene Ontology annotation, cellular component: glucosidase II complex. Gene Ontology annotation, molecular function: protein binding. Gene Ontology annotation, biological process: N-glycan processing. The record is from RefSeq and is a predicted model, not a curated record. The coding region runs from base 1 to 2265 and encodes 754 amino acids.